This is a messenger RNA of Neofelis nebulosa (Clouded leopard), 1786 nucleotides long. RefSeq names its product hydroxyacid oxidase 1 (gene HAO1). Bases 47 to 1159 code for a protein of 370 amino acids. Gene Ontology annotation, molecular function: oxidoreductase activity; FMN binding. The record is from RefSeq and is a predicted model, not a curated record. NCBI's taxonomy places the organism in Eukaryota, Metazoa, Chordata, Mammalia, Carnivora, Felidae. The transcript has 8 exons.
GCAGGAAAAAAAAUCCCAAAUCUUGGGUUUGGAAUAAACUGUGAAAAUGUUUACCCGGUUGGUUUGUAUCAGUGAUUAUGAACAACAUGCUAAAUCAGUACUUCAGAAGUCUGUAUAUGACUAUUACAGGUCUGGGGCAAAUGAUCAAGAAACAUUGGCUGAUAAUGUUGCAGCAUUUUCCAGAUGGAAGCUGUAUCCGCGGAUGCUCCGGAAUGUUGCUGAAAUAGACCUGUCGACUUCUGUUUUGGGACAGAGGGUCAGCAUGCCAAUAUGCGUUGGGGCUACUGCCAUGCAGUGCAUGGCUCACGUGGACGGGGAGCUUGCAACUGUGCGAGCCUGCAGGUCACUGGGAACCGGGAUGAUGCUGAGUUCCUGGUCCACUUCCUCAAUUGAAGAAGUGGCAGAGGCCAGUCCCGAGGCACUCCGCUGGCUGCAACUGUACAUCUACAAGGACCGUGAGGUCACCAAGCAGCUAGUGCAGCGGGCAGAACAAAGGGGCUACAAGGCCAUAUUUCUGACAGUGGACACUCCUUACCUCGGGAACCGCUUUGACGAUGUGCGUAAUAGGUUCAAGCUGCCACCUCAACUCAGAAUGAAAAAUUUUGAAACCAAUGAUUUAGCAUUUUCUCCAAAGGAAAAUUUUGGAGACAACAGUGGACUUGCUACAUACGUAACUAAAGCAAUAGACCCAUCCAUCAGCUGGGAGGAUAUUAAAUGGCUGAGGGGGCUGACAUCACUGCCAAUCGUUGCAAAAGGCAUUUUGAGAGGUGAUGAUGCCAGGGAGGCAGUUAAACAUGGUUUGGAUGGGAUCUUGGUGUCGAAUCAUGGGGCUCGACAACUUGAUGGGGUGCCAGCCACCAUUGAUGCCUUGCCAGAAAUCGUGGAGGCUGUGGAAGGGAAGGUGGAAGUCUUCCUGGAUGGGGGUGUUCGGAAAGGCACCGAUGUCCUGAAAGCUCUAGCCCUGGGAGCCAAGGCUGUGUUUGUGGGGAGGCCAAUCAUUUGGGGCUUGGCGUCCCAGGGAGAGAAAGGUGUUCAAGACAUCCUUGAGAUCCUAAAGGAAGAAUUCCGAUUGGCAAUGGCUCUGAGUGGGUGCCAGAACGUGAAAGUCAUCGACAAGACAUUGGUGAGGAAAAAUCCUUUGGCCGUUUCCAAGAUCUGACAGUGCACAAUAUUUUCCCAUCUGUAUUAUUUUUUUUUUCCGGCAUGUAUUACUUGACAAAGAGACACUGUGCAGAGGGUGACCACAGUCUGCAAUCCCCACUUCAAUACAAAGGGUGUCGUUCUUCUCCAACAAAAUAGCAAUCCCUUUGAGCUCAUUGCUUUUGACUUUUCAAUGGGUGUCCUAGGAACCUUUUAGAAAGAAAUGGACUUGCAUCCUGGAAAUAUAUUAACUGUUAAAAAGAAAACAUUGAAAAUGUGCUUAGACAACGUCAUCCCCUGGCAGGCUAAAGUGCUGAAAAACAAAAGAUAUCCUUUGGUAAGAUUGGAGGUAGCUACCACUGAGGUAAAAAGAUAAUGAUCUCACUGUUUAUUAAUUUGCAUUGUGUUUAGAUAUCCUUAAGCCAGGUUCUUAAGUUGUAAGCUCAGGUUCGAAAGGUUGGACCAUGCCAGGAGAAACAGGAGAUUUAGAUUCCCAACACGGAGGAGGUAGCCCUUGAUAGAAUUGGGUCGAGCUGGUGGGAAUAUGUGACUUUCUGGAUACUUUUUAACACCCUGACUUAUGCUACUUCUUUGAACGUAGAUUUCUGUUCACAUCUUUAGUGCCUGCAGGUAUCUGAAUAUUUUA